AUUGUUUGUUGAAAAAUAAACCCCACCCGACAACCCUUUCGCAGUUGUUUCUCAAUUUUGAAAUUCGUGCAAAAAAUUGAUCUGCAGAAACAACCCCACAAUCGGGAAUCAAAGUUUAACGAGUCUCCUCCAUCAGUUGAAUUGUUCGUAAUCUACGAAAGCUAUGUCUUUGAAAGUUAUAGUAGUGUUGUUAGCGGGGUUUCUAGCAUGGGCUUACCUCGCCUUUUGCCCUCCACCUCCUCGCCUAUGUGGCUCCAUUGGCGGUCCCGCCAUAGAAGGACCUAGAAUCAAACUCCGAGACGGACGACACCUGGCGUACAAGGAGCACGGAGUCCCCAUAGAGAGAGCUAAUUAUAAGAUCAUAUAUGUUCAUGGAUUUGGCUCUAGCAAACACGAGGCUGCUAUUGCUAGAUCGGAAUUAGUCGAGAAAAUGGGGAUACAUUUGGUAAGCUUCGAUAGACCGGGUUAUGGAGAGAGUGAUCCAGACCCGAAAAGAACAAUAAAAAGCACAGCGCUGGAUAUAGAAGAACUCGGUGAUAAAUUAGGACUUGGUCCGAAAUUUUACGUUAUCGGAAGUUCGAUGGGAGGGCAGCUUGUUUGGGGAUGCCUCAAGUACAUCUCUCAUAGGCUGGCAGGAGCAGCAUUGAUAGUUCCGGUUGUUAAUUACUGGUGGCCUAGUUUUCCAUCGAGUUUAUCUACAGAAGCGUAUUACCAGCAAUUUCCACAGGACCAAUGGGCAUUGCGAGUGGCACACCAUGCUCCCACCAUGGUUUACUGGUGGAACACUCAGAAAUGGUUCCCUCCAUCAAGUGUCAUAUCUGGCAAAGCUAAUUUCACUGCUCCCGAUUUAAGAAUUUUAUCAAAAUACGGUUCGAGUAUGGGUAUCAGGGAUUAUGCAAAGCAACAGGGGGCAUAUGAGUCACUUCACCGAGAUCUGAUGGUGUCAUUUGGGAAAUGGGAAUUUGAUCCUAUGAGUCUCGAUAAUCCUUUUGUUGGAGGAGAAGGUUCCGUUCAUUUGUGGCACGGGGUUGAAGAUGGUUUGGUGCCUGUCGCUCUGCAGCGGUACAUUGCUAAGAAGCUUCCGUGGGUACAAUACCAUGAAUUGUCGAACGCUGGGCAUUUGUUUGUACAUGAUGAUACUAGUGCCAAAGAUGCUGUCUUGAAAUCACUAUUGACAGGGGACAAAUGAAUGUUAUUUCUACUUUAUUCUCGUUUUGAAGUUCUUCUGGUGGAAAAUAGCUAAUUAUACAAUAUGUACCGAAAAUGCGCAAUAAUGUUUCAUGAAGAUGCAAUUUUUCAUUUGUUGUU
Molecule: messenger RNA, 1308 nt
Organism: Erythranthe guttata (spotted monkey flower)
Lineage: Eukaryota; Viridiplantae; Streptophyta; Magnoliopsida; Lamiales; Phrymaceae
Source: RefSeq, a predicted model, not a curated record